Molecule: messenger RNA, 576 nt
Organism: Canariomyces notabilis
Lineage: Eukaryota; Fungi; Ascomycota; Sordariomycetes; Sordariales; Chaetomiaceae
Exons: 1
Coding region: 1-576 (191 amino acids)
Source: RefSeq, a predicted model, not a curated record
AUGGCAAACGAGAUCGAGCUCUCAUGUCCCAUCUGCCUCGUGCCGGUCGGCUCACUCAGCCCGGAAGGGACGGUCGAGGGAUGGAGCGCCCUGCCGUGUGGACAUCGAUUCGGAAGCUACUGCAUCAAGCAAUACCUCGGCAUGGUAGCCGACGAGCGACCCUCAUGCCCCGUCUGCCGUCUUCCGGCGCACCAUCAGUGUGAUCACCCCGUCUUACCCGUCGUCCUUGAUGCCCGCGAGGCAAAGCUCGACGAGGAGAUUACCGCAGAAAAAAGGGCCGGGAAGAUCAGCAAGCUACAAGCCAUUCCUUGCGGAUAUUGCCAGACUCCAGAAGCGAGUGAGAAGCGACCCAGAAAGCUCUUUAGCAGCAGGUGGAAGACCCCGAUCCGAUGGCUGUGGGGACUGAGGCUGACCACCCGUCGGAGAAGGAAUAGAAGCCGCGAUGGUGGCGACAACAACGACGGGAUCUGGAGAGGGCCGUGGGUGGACAAGUACCCAAGGCCGCGAGACCUCGAAUGGGAGAAAUGGUGGAGCAACCAAGCUCCAUGCGCGCCAUUACUGCCCUCGGACGCCUGA